AUGGGGCAGCCGCCUCAACAAGGAAUGGUGAAGUUAAGCUUUCGUGACCAGAUUCAAGGCAUGGGAGCUGGUGGCCUGGUGCGGGACAGCAUGGGCAAAUGGAUCGUUGGCUUUUAUGCUCACCGAAGUGGAGGUAAUGCGCUGGUGGCAGAGGCUCAUGGUCUGCUGCUGUGCUUGGAGCUAUUAUGGGUUCGUGGUCAUAGGAAUGCUGUAGUGGAGGUGGAUUGCGAGGACCGUUUGACAGCGUUGGAUGAUGAGGAAAGUUGCAGAUUUCUUCCUAUCUUGAACAUGAUCAAGAGCAUGCGAGCUAGGAGUUGGAAUAUUGUCUUGACCAGAAUCCGGAGGGAGUGUAAUGCUCUAGCGGAUUUCCUUGCGAAAUGGGGAGCAAGUGCUUCGUUAGUGGACAUUUGUAUUGUGGAAGAUCCUCCCUGGGAUGUAGAGACCCUUGUUAUGAGGGAUUUAGUUUUAGCUCCUUAG
Molecule: messenger RNA, 477 nt
Organism: Lotus japonicus
Lineage: Eukaryota; Viridiplantae; Streptophyta; Magnoliopsida; Fabales; Fabaceae
Exons: 1
Coding region: 1-477 (158 amino acids)
Molecular function (GO): nucleic acid binding; RNA-DNA hybrid ribonuclease activity
Source: RefSeq, a predicted model, not a curated record